CAGAGAUGAUGCUUUGGACUGUGUGCAAAUGUGUUUAUAUGGCCACAUGGCACUCAUCAAAAUGUAUAGCUUUCUGUUUUGUGUCAUUUGUAACUCCUUACUGUGCUGACAUGCCUUGAUGAACAGAAUGAUCGAACUAUUAAAAAGACAGAAAUACUAAAGCUGACAUGUUUUAUAAUCACAUUGGUGCUGUAUGUUCUGCCUAUCUGGACUAACCUGUUUGUGUUGUAUUGACAAUUAAUCGUGUUUUAACGGUCCCAUGUAUGGACAGGGUAACAUAUAUGUAUUUUGGUUGAACCACGUGCAUUUGCUUACCAUUUUUCAAUGGACUCAAUCCUUCACUGUCGGAAGAACAAAUCGGCAUGCCCUGGUUUGAAAAGCCUUUGCCCAAUUGAACCGGAAGUUGUUAAUAUGCGGAUAGCGAUCCUUGCUUUAGGUUGACAACACAAACAAACACCGCAUUUAUUUACAAUAUCAAGAUAGGUACGCUAGAAUGUCGUUGGAUGUAACAUUUCGCUUGCGUGUUGCUUCAAUCAUGGAAUCGUUGACGACAUCAGUUGUCCACGAGGUUUGCCAAGUGAUGGAAGAGAGCCUGGAGGCUUUUCGCCUUGAGAUGAAGCUACGGGAGAUGGAGAGGUUCAUGGUUAAACCGAAAUACUGUCUCGACGGUGUCCCAAAUUCUGAUCAGGAACAGUUAACUCCGAUCCAGGGAUUGUGUGCUGAGGAGUCUACUCUGUGUAUGGAAGUAGAGGACUGUAGUCAACUAACACCUGCUCCAGCAGCAGAAGAAAAGGGUUUUGGGGGAAUUUCUGAAGGCGGUAUACUAUCAACAGAAACCAUUAAAGAACAUGAAGCGGUGGACCAGGUCCACAUCUCAGUGCAGAAAGAGAACACUCUGCCUUCAGUGAAUAAAUGCUUGGAUUGCUGCAACAGGUAUCACUGUCCCUUCUGCAAAACCUCUGUGUUCAAACCAACCAACAAGUAUAAACUCCGCAGACAUCUGCAGUCUCACCUUUCAAGGGCUGUGAACUACAGAGGCUACAGCCUUUUUAGGUGCUUUUUAGAGUGUAGUUCAUCAGGUCACAACCACUGCCCGUUCUGCAGAACCAUCAUAUUGAAGAAGGCCGACUUCAUCAACCACGUGACGUCAUGCAGGGCCUCCAGCCCCACCACCAGCCAAUCUAACUCCGCCCCAUCCUCGUUCUCAACCGCCACUCUCUCAUCCCCCACCAAUCAGAAGCGUGGAGCGCUGGUAAGCUCCGCCUCUCAGACUCCUCUCUCUUUCAUCUCUGGCCUGAGCGAUGUGGGUCAGGUCAGGUCAUCGGUGGCUUCAAGAGAGACAAUUUGUCACAAGUGCGGCCUCACGCUGCUCACCAAGAACCUCCGCAACCACAUCUUGAGGAGGCACCCAGAUGGUGGCGGGUUGCCAAGGCAACAUGCAGUUUUGGAGUGCCCCCGAAGGCCGGGGGUUGCCACGGCAACUUGUGAGGUCUGCGAACGCGUGAUGUGCUUGAAGAACCUUAAGGUCCAUAUGAAGAGGAGACAUCCUCAUUACCUGUAAGGUGGUGGGGGGGGGGGGGGGGGAGCUUUCUCUCUUUCACUCACUCACUCACUCACUCACUCACACAGAGAUUAUGUAGCAACUGUGUCAAACAAUCUCUGAAUUCUGAUUUGUUGAAGGAUGCAUGUCUGAGGCUAUUUCUUGCUUGAAAUUUAAUUUGCAGACAAUAAACAAAUGUAUGUGUUACUCAAUGCAUUUGUUGUAUUUACUCCACUUCCCAUGUGUUUAUGGUCAUUUGGCUCCCAUUACAGGAAGUAAAGCAAGUCUAUGAAGUGAAAUAUACAAUUGUGUUCACUUGUUUUGUGUGGUUCGUUGUUCAAAGUUUUUAGACCUCAAUAACUUGUUAAUGAACUAUAUGUCAUCAUCAACAACUUAUUCACAAUCACCUUAUUUCUGUAAUUGAAUCCCUGACGAGGACUGCUACAAGAAAUCUGCAUUUUCUUUGUAAAAAAGUGACUUAGAUGAUGGUGACCAGGGGCACCCUAACGGGGGUAAGAUUAGGACGAUUCCAAGGCCCCUGAUCAGCCCCU
Molecule: messenger RNA, 2091 nt
Organism: Osmerus eperlanus (European smelt)
Lineage: Eukaryota; Metazoa; Chordata; Actinopteri; Osmeriformes; Osmeridae
Exons: 4
Coding region: 494-1561 (355 amino acids)
Source: RefSeq, a predicted model, not a curated record